Nicotiana attenuata is the source of this 1170-nucleotide messenger RNA. Its product is annotated as pentatricopeptide repeat-containing protein At1g62350-like. The transcript has 2 exons. The record is from RefSeq and is a predicted model, not a curated record. NCBI's taxonomy places the organism in Eukaryota, Viridiplantae, Streptophyta, Magnoliopsida, Solanales, Solanaceae. Gene Ontology annotation, biological process: chloroplast organization; Group II intron splicing. Bases 85 to 849 code for a protein of 254 amino acids. Gene Ontology annotation, molecular function: RNA binding; protein binding.
UAUUUCAAAAACAACACAUUUAAUCCACGACCUGAGAGUUCUUUCUAACAAGAGCACAGAGAGGUCUCUCUCUCUCGUAUCACAAUGAAUAGCUGUUCCCAAUGUGCGAGGUUUACCGCAUAUCCGCUCGACACAGGCCAACGACGUCAAUUCAUUAACGUCUUCAGUUCAAUAGCGUCUAGGACUGGGUAUAAAUGUAGAAAUAUGAGAAUUAGCAUGAGAGAUAGGAGCAAAAAUCGAAAGCCCUUACAAAAGGGGAGAAACCUCAGUAUAGAAGCAAUUCAAGCUGUUCAGGCACUGAAGCGAGCCAACAAAAACGAUGAAUCCACGCUGGAGCAGGUGUUUGAUAGCAAGGUCAGGCGUUUGCUCAAGAAUGAUUUGAUUGCCGUUCUUCGCGAACUCAUCCGCCAGAACCAAUGCCUCUUAGCUCUUAAGGUUUUUGAGGAAGUUCAGACGGAGAUAUCGUAUAGGCCACAACUCAAACUGUAUGCUGAAAUGGUGUCCUGUUUGGGAAGCAACGGAUUGCUUGAAGAGAUCAAGUAUCUUAUCAUGGCAUUGAAAAUGGAUAGUAGUUUACCACCUGACAUUGAGGGCUUUUAUGCAUUGUUGGAAAGCUUAUUGAAAUUUAAUCUCUCUAGUCUUGCGCUGGAGGUCUUUUACUUGAUGAAGUUGAGAGGAUGUGAUCCCGAUAAGUUGACCUUUAAACUAUUAAUAAACGGAUUGGAAUCGAACGAAGAAACGGAUCUUUCAGCUUUUGUAAGGCAGGAAGCAGAGAAGUAUUAUGGCCACUCCCUUAAUUUCCUAGAUGAGACUGAAGAUGACAUACCUAGCUUAAAGCAAAUGUAUUGAACUAUAUGCAACAACAACAACAACAACCUAGUGAAAUCCCAUAUGUUGGGUCUCGGGAGGGUAGUGUGUACGCAGAUCUUACCCCUACCCUGAAGGAGUAGAGAGGUUGUUUCCGAUAGAGCCUCGGCUGUAUUGAACUAUAUAAUCAGUGGUUAAUAUAUAUGAGAUAUAAGUUUGUUGCAUGUGUGGAACACCUAUAUGUGGAUCCCUAAUUGUUGAUGUUUUGUGUUGGUUACAGUGACUCUACUGGGACUUCAUAAGAGAGGAUGUUCGCUGAUCUACAUUUUCACCUUUUGAAAUUAAGAAAGUUCAGUUAUUAGA